This is a messenger RNA of Drepanopeziza brunnea f. sp. 'multigermtubi' MB_m1, 1731 nucleotides long. NCBI's taxonomy places the organism in Eukaryota, Fungi, Ascomycota, Leotiomycetes, Helotiales, Drepanopezizaceae. The record is from RefSeq and is a predicted model, not a curated record.
AUGGCUUCAGUCGAGCACGCACAGCGAAGCACGUUCAGGAGCAACCCAAGUCUAUCCCUAUCUCUCCCUCUCCCUCUCCCGCUCCCUCCCCCUCCACCGCCAGGCCAAACGGCCACGAUCACGACCCAUCGAACGGUCCCCAUCCCCCAAACGCCCACUGUCUUCACCUCGGCGCCCUCCCCACGAGGGAGCCCCAUCAACGUCACGCCGCCUUCCUCCGCCAUGAUGGCGCCCCCAGCUCGAACCAGCCCCGACAUGGAGACGAACGGCGUGCACGAUCAGAUGAUGGGGGAUCAACCAAGUAGCGCCAGUGUGGCAGGCCCGAAUGCCGCCGCGGCGGCGGCCGCAGGUGCUCAGCAACCCAAGGUCGUCCAGACUGCCUUUAUCCACAAGCUGUACAACAUGUUAGAAGACCCGAGCAUUCAGCAUCUGAUUUCAUGGUCAAAUUCGGCCGAGAGUUUUGUCAUGUCCCCUUCCAAUGAUUUUUCCAAAGUCCUUUCUGACGUUUUUCAUACCGGCUCGCCAGAGUCUCCUCUGUGGGAAUUCAAACACGGGAACGGGAGUUUCAGACGAGGCGAUCUGGUCGGGCUCCGAGAAAUCAAGCGUCGAGCAUCGAGACACGCUCUGGUGAACCGCGAUACAUACUCGGCCCCGAAGCAGCCCCCACCGUCGCAGCCUGGUACCCCGGCGGAACCUAUGCACGCGAUGCACGAAUCUACCGAAUCCCGCUUGACAAACCUGGAGCACACUCUCUACGAGGUGCACGCCAGACUGCAGAGGAGCGAGGACAGUGUCCAUUUCAUGCAUGUCAGGAAUCAGGUCGUCAUGGAAGCCCUCUCUCGCUCGCUUCAGCUGAAUCAGGAUAUGUCACGAGCCAUGCUCUCGGUGGUGCCGGGGCCAGAGACGCAAUUGCACCGCGACGUCGUGAACAUGCAGGCUGAGAGUCAACGACAAAUCGAGAUGAUCCGGUCGUUCGAUGAUCCGCCCGAGCCUCCUUUUUCGGGCAGCCGGUCCUACUUCUCCAGUCUCUCGCUUGACAACGCCCCCGUCUCGCCUCGACAGAUGCCACAAGAUGACCCUCGGCGAGCUCCCCCCAUGAUGGGCGGUAAUCCCUCUCGGCAGGGCUUCCAUCGUCCUACAGUGCCAUCGCACUUAUCCAUUACCCCACGGAGAUAUGGUUCAAUCGGAGCCAACACGUCGUCCCAUUCCUCGCCAAACUCGAUACGCUCCCAAGCCCCGCCCCCGCAACCACCCCCACACCCUCUCCAAACAGUGUCUUCGCCACCGAACAAUCUUGUUCGUAGACACACUUCUGCGGAUAUCCGGGAUGUCCAAGGCUGGCAAGCCAACCCGUCUCCUUUCGCCUCAGGCCGAUCGUUGUCCCAAUGGUCGUCGCCCCCGAAGCGAGGUUCUAGCCAUAUAUCAGAAGAGCAACACAUCCGUGAUAGCUUCAGUUCAUAUUCUCUCACAACGGCAUCAUCCCAAGGCCGUACCGACAACUCCCGUCCUACGACCCCCCCCUUCUCUAAUGGUAGUUCCUCCGACCACCUGAAUACUUGGUCCUGGGGAAGGGAUAAAGGCCUGACAAGUCUCUCUAACAACAACUCCGGACCGCCCACCAGAAGAGGUAGCAUGGCCCAUAUUCUGAACCCAGCAGAAACGGUUGAGAGAGACGAAGAGCCCGAUGAAGAUAUGAGAGAAGAAGAUCGAAAGCGUAAACGCGUGCAGUAG